Caenorhabditis elegans is the source of this 636-nucleotide messenger RNA. RefSeq names its product BLOC-1-related complex subunit 7 (gene F36D4.1). The transcript has 4 exons. Lineage: Eukaryota; Metazoa; Nematoda; Chromadorea; Rhabditida; Rhabditidae. Bases 133 to 594 code for a protein of 153 amino acids. The record is from RefSeq and is marked reviewed.
UUACAAAUUCAAAGAACUCUUUCUGAUGAAAUAACAUCAAAAAAAGUAACGUGAAAAUUUCCUCAAUGCAUUUGCAAAUUAUCUUAAUAAAACCCUCAUUUCAAUAAUUUUUGCAAGCAUCGUCGUCGUUUCAUGUGUACGAUUAGAAAAUCUUCUUCUCGAAUGUCUAAUUCAUCAGCUCAUUCCUCAUUCGGUACAUCAAAUGACUCGUUUUCUUCAGUCCAAAGUGUGAUUCUGCCACCAGUUGGACCAUUUGGUCAGAAAAAGAGAACGUUUGAGUACAUUGGUGUCACACUUGUUGUCGAUAAGUUGAAAUUGGCUGAAUGGAUGAACGGGAUCGGGAAAUUGUUUGGAUCCGCAGAGCUCCGUGAUAAUGUUACCAAUCUUCAUAUGCAAUUGGUCCCGGUGAUUGAUACGUUAAAAAAGGUUUCCCAUCUAUCAAGUGAAAAAACGAAAAAAGAGAUCAUGACACUGAUUGAAGAAUACAAAACACUUGUCGUUGUUUGUGAGAAUAUGCUGGACAGAAUGGAAAAAUCGGCUGACUUCCACAGUACGGAUAUGCUUAAUGAUCCUGUUCUUGAGAAACAAGAGUAAAUUUCUGUCCCUUUAUCGAUUGAAUGAAUGCAGUUGCGCUUU